Bradysia coprophila is the source of this 523-nucleotide messenger RNA. RefSeq names its product mitochondrial ribosomal protein L27 (gene mRpL27). Gene Ontology annotation, cellular component: mitochondrial large ribosomal subunit; ribosome. Gene Ontology annotation, molecular function: structural constituent of ribosome. Gene Ontology annotation, biological process: translation. Lineage: Eukaryota; Metazoa; Arthropoda; Insecta; Diptera; Sciaridae. The record is from RefSeq and is a predicted model, not a curated record.
GUCAACAUAUGGAUCUCGCUUUUUGACAGAUCACAUCGAAAUAUAGAUUGUAACAAAAUGAAUUUCGGCUUAUUUUUAAAUAAAAACGCUGUGUUUACGCCCGCCUUUGCAAUCAUACGCAAUGCCAGCAAAAAAGCUGGCGGCAGUACAAGGAAUACCAAAAAUCAAGGACGUCCGAAACAUCGUGGAUGGAGAGUCCAGGAUGGUCACUACGUUUCGAACAGUACAAUUCUGGCAACGCAGAGAACGCCAAGAUUUCAUCCCGGUUUAAAUGUCGGUCUCGGUAGAAACGGUACACUUUUUGCAAUGGACCAUGGAAGAGUGUAUGUAACGUGCGAACAAAUCGAUCCGAAUUGGGAUCACAACUGGGUUCAACGGCAUUAUGCGGGCCGUGAAGGUCAGACUAUUUAUAAAAAAUAUUUUAACGUUGUGCCGGAAGAACAACAUCAGAGAUUCAAGUUGGUGGAUGAAGUUUAAUUUAGCUUAGAAUUAUUAGUUGCAAAUAAAGCGGAUAGAGUUCGAA